ACAGACACAGAGAGGGGAGAAUCAGAGAGAGGAAAAGCAGAGAGAGAGAGAGAGAAAGAGAGAAAGAGAGAUAGAAAGAAUACUGAAAAAGAGUGUGUGAGAGAUCAGCAAAUAGGAGGCAGCCUCUCUGGCAGUUGCAUUCUGACCACGGACAGCUGGCGUGUCUCCGCUGAAGAAAAGGAGUUUUCAGUGCCCCGGCAAAGAGGCGCUUUGCUCCAGGAAAAAAAAACAAAAAAAGUCCUCCUUCAGGGGAAGAUGGAUUCAGACUCUGGAGAGCUGAGCGAGGGGGAGCUUUCUCCAGGGCAGGAGACCUUUAACUCAAAGAGUCUGGCCCUCCAAGCCCAAAAGAAGAUCUUGAGCAAGAUGGCUACCAUGGCUGUGGCCAACCUCCUAACAGAUGACACCAGUAGUGAGAUCCUAGACGAGCUGUACAGGGCCAGCCGCGAAUACACCAAAAGCAAGAAGGAGGCGCACAAGAUAGUCAAAGACGUCAUCAAGAUCGCCUUGAAAAUCGGCAUCCUCUACCGCAACCAGCAGUUUAGCCCAGAAGAGCUGGAAACAGUGGAGCGCUUCAAGAAGAAAAUGAACCAGACGGCCAUGACAGCAGUCAGUUUCUACGAGGUGGACUACACCUUCGAAAGGAACAUUCUCUCUGAGUUACUCCUGGAGUGUCGAGAUCUGCUGCACGAGGUGGUGGAGCAGCACUUGACAACUCGCUCGCACGGGCGCAUCGACCAUGUUUUCAACCACUUUGCUGACGUGGAUUUCCUUGCUGAACUCUACGGCUCUUCGGAGGAGUACAGACUCUACCUGCGGAAGAUCUGUGAUGGCAUAAACAAACUUCUUGAUGAGGGUGUGCUUUAACCACACGCUCUGCUUCCUCCUUUUUGCUCUGCCUGUUUUUCAAUCAAAUUGUUUUUGUUUAUACAAGGGAUAAGAAUUGUGUCUCUGUUUCCACUUCUAUUAUUAUUUCUUGUGCAACUUUCACUUUCCCUAUGCUUGUUACCGAUCAAUUCUUACUGUACGUUUCUAUGUAGACCAGGGUUCAAUAUGUAUUCCACAUCUGCAAGGAUAUCUUUGCCAUUCCAAAACUCACAAUACAACCCCUAAAAUGUACCAUACUAUUUUCUGAAUGCUUCAAACUUUUAUGAGAGAUGUGGUGGCUUCCAAGUUGUCUUCACAAAACAAACAUUUUGAUCAGCUCAAUACCAAUGACCAAGCAAUGCAUGCACAGUUAUGAAGGCCUCCUUUAGCAUGUUGAAGUUACAGACAAAGAGUGUCUGCAUUGGUAGGUUCAAAAAUGGUUUGACAGGCCCAUCACUGACUAAUAUUACACAGCUGAAAUUAACUUCUGUUGCCAGAUUCUUGGUCAUGAAGCCUUAAAACACACCCCUUAAAUAGGGCAGAACUGUACAAAAAUGAACAGCAUUAUUGUAUCAGUAACAAUUCGUUGGUGGCCUCCUAAAUCCUUCUUUCCUGAAACUCCACAGAUCAUGUUCAGACGCUGUAUGAUGGCUUUGUAACUUCAGCUUCUAUAGUUUUAUGUGUGUGCCAAGACAAGAUUGCUGUCUACGAAGACUAGCUUCCUGUUCAUUAUCAGGUGUGUGUGUAUGUGUGUGACGAUUUUAGAAACUUCCUUAUUGCUGGGGUGUAACACCUUACCUUCAAUUAAAGACUUGUUUAAAAUCUG
Clupea harengus (Atlantic herring) is the source of this 1690-nucleotide messenger RNA. RefSeq names its product tumor necrosis factor, alpha-induced protein 8-like 3 (gene tnfaip8l3). The record is from RefSeq and is a predicted model, not a curated record. Gene Ontology annotation, cellular component: cytoplasm. Gene Ontology annotation, biological process: regulation of apoptotic process. Lineage: Eukaryota; Metazoa; Chordata; Actinopteri; Clupeiformes; Clupeidae.